AUGAAAUUCCUCGUAUUAUUCGCCCUCGUGUCGGUGGCUGUGGCCAAACCUAAGCCUGGAGGCUGGAACCCAUGGGAUAAUGGCCUGUCCUCGCUGAGCCUUGUGCACCAACCUGCGGUGACAAUCUCUCAGCCCACUUACACGGUAGCCCAGCCCGUUGUGCACGCUGCACCAGUUGUGCAGGCCGCACCAAUUGUGCAGGCCGCACCAGUUGUGCACGCCGCACCAGUUGCGGUCGCCAAGCCCGCCACGAGCUACUCCUCCUUCCAACGGAUCGUGCAUCCAGUGGCAGUAGCACAGCCAGUUGUGCACGCAGCACCAGUGUACUCGCAGCCGAUUGUGCACGCUGUGGCCCAGCCCGUGGUGCAUUCAGCCCCCCUGGUGCAGACCUACUCGCAGCCGAUCGUCCAGAAGUACCUCUCCCUCGGCUCCUACGGCCACGGCUGG
This is a messenger RNA of Iphiclides podalirius (scarce swallowtail), 447 nucleotides long. The record is from the annotation of a GenBank genome assembly. Lineage: Eukaryota; Metazoa; Arthropoda; Insecta; Lepidoptera; Papilionidae.